Messenger RNA from Gadus morhua (Atlantic cod), 2017 nucleotides. It is a transcript of the gene grem2a, whose product is annotated as gremlin 2, DAN family BMP antagonist a. Bases 446 to 1033 code for a protein of 195 amino acids. Gene Ontology annotation, molecular function: BMP binding; receptor ligand activity. NCBI's taxonomy places the organism in Eukaryota, Metazoa, Chordata, Actinopteri, Gadiformes, Gadidae. The transcript has 2 exons. Gene Ontology annotation, biological process: animal organ morphogenesis. The record is from RefSeq and is a predicted model, not a curated record.
GAGGAGGGAGUGGAGGAAGGUGGUGGUUGGGGAGGGGGGUCAAGUAAGACAAGUACUACAGUGAGACGCGCGAGCACUCUCAUAGACUCAGACCACAGCUCCAGUCUCCACGGGACUCUGAUAUUAUAGGGCUCCUACUUACUGACAGCAACUUCCAACAAAACAUCCCCUCGGUAUAUAAAAUAAAACCUGAGAGAGACCAGAGGGUCCGAUUUGCGAGGAGACGCUUCUGGAAAAUGGAGAGUUUUAUACAAGUCUGACAUUUUCAGCGUUCAGGAGGAGGAGAAGAGAGCGAGCGAGGACCAACGCUGACAGGGAUACUACGGAUCACACGUUGCCAUGGAAACCGCAGGCUGGGAGCGGUCGCGAGGACCAUCCAGGGUGGCCUUCUCUCCUUGACUCGAGACCGUAUCAUCCUAGUACCUAGCCAGCUGAGAGAAAGAGAAUGUUUUGGAGAAUCGCCUUCCCCGUCCUGUUGGCGGGCGUGCUCUGCAUCACCGCGGAGAUCCGGAAGCUCCGCCCCCAGGGCUCCUUCCCGUCCCCGUACAAGACCAAGGGGAACCUGUCGUCCGAGCGACACCACGCGCGCCUGCCCCCGCGGAAGCCCGACGUGCUGUCCUCCAGCCGCGAGGCCCUGGUGGUGACGGAGCGCCGCUACCUGCGCAGCGACUGGUGCAAGACGCAGCCCCUCCGGCAGACGGUCAGCGAGGAGGGCUGCCGCAGCCGCACCGUGGUCAACCGCUUCUGCUACGGCCAGUGCAACUCCUUCUACAUCCCCCGCCACAUGGGCCCCACUAGCACGGGCCAGGGCAAAACUCGAGGCCCAGGCUCCGGCUCCAGGAGAGGAGGCCACAACAAGGCCCAGCAGGAGCCCUUCCAGUCCUGCUCCUUCUGCAGGCCGCACCGCGUCACGCAGCUCACCGUGCAGCUGGACUGUCCCGGCUCGGACCCGCCCUUUAGACACCGCAAGGUGCAGAGGGUCAAGCAGUGCCGGUGCAUGUCUGUGGACGUGAGCAGCCCAGGGAAAUUAUGAAAAUCAGCGGUGCCCCCCGAAUGAAAACUAACGACACUUUCAAGGGGUUCGAGUGAUCGUCUCACUUGACAUAAUCCUGGUCGUUGGGACGAUCCUGUUUGUGCAUCACUAGCUGGACUCAAUAGUAAGCAAAGCUUCAAGGAAAAAUGAAGUCGCUAUAUCAAUUCAGUUCCGUUCAAUAAAGAACAAUAAGACUUUAAUUUUGACAGGUCCCUGCAGAUCUAUGCGGACUGUUGCUGUUCUGAUGGAGUUCAAAGACUGAUGAAGCAGACAGUCCUGAACAUUCACGGUGUUGCGUCCUUACUCCCAUUGCUAUUGAGUUCCGUUCACUUGAAUGUGUUUCAUCUCAUGUGAACAGAUACAGAUUCAAGCUGGCACCAAACUUGUAGUUUAAGUGAACUUAUUUAUAAAGCCCUUCACCAAAGUUACCCUCCGAAAGAGUUUUCGAUUUUCAAAUGAAAAUUGUAGGACAUCCCCUAACCGCAUCUCCUGCAAAUGGAAAAUAUCCUAAUUUCUGGGUGCCUUUGGAGAAGUUGAACUGCUUAGAACAGAAUAGUCUGGUCAAUAGUGCAGCAAUGACACAAUGCCAAUAGGACACUUACUACUCAUCCUGUGUUCAGAUCUUUGUGUGAUAAGCUUAGCCAAGCUACAAGCUAUUCCGUUUAAAAUGCAAGAAAAUCGAAAUUGAAUUGCAGUGUCCCCAAAGGGGUGCUAUUAACUUUAUAGGAAAGGCCUUAACCAAAAGUAAAGAAAAACACAGCCAGAGCCAAUCACAUUUUUCUGUAUACUUUUUGCUACAAAUAUUAUAGCCAGUAAAAUAGAUAGUGUAUUAUGUAAGCUGGGAUGAAAUGUAAUAUGUGUAUACAUAUAUAUAUAUAUGUCAAAAGUUUAUUAAAUAUAUUUCAAUUAAGAUUUUUUGAGUGGAUAUACUUUUUGAUCAAAGGUUUGUUUGUAUAACACUAAUAAAAACAAUACAUAUCAUAA